Closterium sp. Naga37s-1 is the source of this 1185-nucleotide messenger RNA. The record is from the annotation of a GenBank genome assembly. Lineage: Eukaryota; Viridiplantae; Streptophyta; Zygnematophyceae; Desmidiales; Closteriaceae.
AUGGGAGCCUCUGAGAGUUGCGGAGGAGCCAGCGAGGAUUCGGAGAAAUUGAGGGCUGGAGUUAAGUCCGCACCUGCGUCUCUUACAGCGACACCAGUGUCUGCCCCACAGUUCACGCCCUACAUUGCUGUGGUGUUGGUGUUGUGCUGCCGCACAGCAGUCUCCCACAUCUCUCUCAUUAUCACUGUGCUUUUCCUCCUUCCCCUCCCUCCCCUCUCCCGCUCUAGCUCUGCACCGCACCUGCCUCUCCUACACCCACGUCUGCCCCACGUCUGCCCCACGUCUGCCCCACUGCGCAGUCUCGUCCCCGCAACAGCGCAGGCGCACUGCUCACCCGUUUGGUGCUCACCUCUCCCCUUCCCCAUACUCUCUCCAUUCCCACCACCCCUCCCAGCUCCGCACUUGCUUCUCCUACACCAUUGUCUCCCCCAUGGUUUCCUGCCCCUACAGUCUGCGCACCUGCCUCUUCCACCCCCACGGCACGGGUGCGCUGUUCACCCCUGCAACACGCCAGCGAUUGCUGAUGUGGCGGAGGUGUGCGAGAAGCUGCAUGCGACGCUGGGCGGAGCUGCUGGGUGCCCCGUGGCGGUUUUCUUUUUAAGAGACGAGCGCAGCACUGUAGAGGCUGCUGCUGACGUGGUGGUGGUGGUCCGCGAGAGGAAACCCCUCCUGCCACCACCACCUGCCACACCUCAGCAGGUACCACAUUCACCCCCCCUGCACCAAAUGCAGCAGGCAACAGCAGCGUGGUAUCAGUGGCAUGGAGGGGGGAGAGACAGUGCCAUGGGAGUGGAUGACAGGGCGUGGGGAACAGAAGUAGUAGCCCCUCUGCCCUCGCCACAUCUCCCAUCAUUUGCGCCGCAACGCCAUGCGGAUGUUGGGGGCAUGCGGAUGUUGGGGGCAUGCGGAUGUUGGGGGCAUGCGGAUGUUGGGGGCAUGCGGAUGUUGGGGGCAUGCGGAUGUUGGGGGCAUGCGGAUGUUGGGGGCAUGCGGAUGUUGGGGGCAUGCGGAUGUUGGGGGCAUGCGGGUGUUGGGGGCAUGCGGAUGUUGGGGGCAUGCGGAUGUUGGGGGCAUGCGGAUGUUGGGGGCAUGCGGAUGUUGGGGGCAUGCGGAUGUUGGGGGCAUGCGGAUGUUGGGGGCAUGGGCAGAACCACGAUGGCUGGAAGUAAGCAUUCGACACCAUAA